AUGGAAGAACAGGACACGGAAGACGAAGAAGACGAAGAACAUGAAGAAGAUUAUAGCGCGGGGAGACACGUCGCCAGAUACAGAAGUGACCAGGACGAGGAGGCGGUGGCACUCACGAGGCCCGUCAAGUGGCACUCGGGAUUCCCGGCCAAGUACUCGGUUCUUCACGACCUGGGGAAAGGAAGGUUCAGCGUGGUCAAGCGGUGUCGUCGUCUCCGUGACGGGAGGGAAAUGGCGGCCAAGUUCGUCCGAAAAGCCCGCCAGGACGAGAGUCUGACCGAAGCGGAGUUUCGGAUCCUACGGCGCAUGCGUCACCCCGCCCUCGUGCGCCCCCACGCCCUCUACGCGGCCACGCCCAAGUUUCAUGUGUUCGUCAUGGAGCUGGUGGUGGGUCUCCCGCUGCUGGACUGGAUCUUCACGCGCGAGGAGACGACGGAGGCCGAGUGCGCGGACAUGCUCUCCCAAGUGGUCCUCGCGCUCCAGUAUCUCCACAGCCAUAAUGUGGCUUAUCUUGAUCUGAAGCCUGAGAACCUGCUAGUGGAUUUAGUGCGGACGUCGGAAGAAAGUGGAGAAGGAGUAUUAAGAACAAUGGUAGGGAUGGAAGAGACGAAAAGCCAAGUGGAGGCUGGAGAUAAACCACUUAAGCCAGUUACGUGGGGAGUGGAGACAGAGGGAGAGGUUCUUACCCGCGGGGUUCUGAGAGCAACCUCUGAAAUCGAGACGGAGGUUGUGGCAGAGACAAAGCCAGCGUCUAUGACAAUGGAGACAGAGACUAAGCCAGCGAUUCCAGAGGUGAUAAUAGAGAAGAGAACAACGAUUCUCGAAAUGGCAACAGAGACGAAAAUAAUGACAUACAAGGCUGGAACUAAGCCAGUCUCAUCUCAAACAGAGGGUGGAGUUAAAUCACUCUCACUUGAAGUGCAGAGUCAGAAGCAAAGCCACUUACACCUGAAGAGGCUAAGCCACUUACACCUGAAGAAGGCUAAGACAACUACACCUGAAGAGGCUAAGCCACUUACACCUGAAAAGGCAGAAGCUAAGCCACUAACACCUGAAGAGGCUAAGCCACUUGCACCUAAAGAGGCUAAGACAACUACACCUGAAGAGGCUAAGCCACUUACACCUGAAAAGGCAGAAGCUAAGCCACUAACACCUGAAGAGGCUAAGCCACUUGCACCUAAAGAGGCAGAAGCUAAGCCACUUACACCUGAAGAGGCGCAAGCUAAGCCACUUACACCCGAAAAGGCUAAGCCACUUACACCUGAAGAGGCGGAAGCUAAGCCACUUACACCUGUAGAAGCUAAGCCACUUAGACCUGAAGAGCCAGAAGCUAAGCCACUUACACCUGAAAAGGCAGAAGCUAGGCCACUUACACCCGAAAAGGCUAAGCCACUUACACCUGAAGAGGCAAAGGCUAAGCCACUUACACCUGAAAAAGAAGCUAAGCUACUUACACCCGAAGAGGCUAAGGCACUUACACCUGAAGAAAGAGAAGCUAAGCCACUUACACAUGAAAAAGAAGCUAAGCCACUUACUCCUGAAGCAGGAGCUAAGCCAAUUACUCCUGAAGCAGAAGCCAAGCCACUUACUCCUGAAGAGGCAAAGGCUAAGCCACUUACACCCGAAGAGGCAGAAGCUAAGCCACUUACACCUGAAGAAAGAGAAGCUAAGCCACUUACAUUUGACGAGACAGAAGCUAAGGAACUUGUACUUAAAGAAGUAAAAGCUAAGCCACUAACAUCUGUAGUGACAAUAGUUGAGCCAAUUACACCAGAAACAGAAGCACUGGUUAAGCCCAUCUCGCUAAGAAUAGAAACUAAGCCACUCACAGAAGAUAAGCACCUCGUUUCUGAAACUAAGCCCAUCGAGUCCAGUGAAGAAGCCAAGCCAUCCAUCCCCGACCUGAAAACGGGACCCAAGCCAGCACAGAUCGAUUCAACCCCAACCCUUCCUAGAGUCAAAACUCAAGCCAAGGUCUCCAGCCCCGAAGCCAAGCCAGCAUUUCGUCCAGUCAUCCGGCUUAUCGACCUCGGCAGCGCGCGUCGCGUGUCUCCUCCGUCAGGCAGUAGUCGAUGGGGCCUUCCUACAGGGCCGAGAGUGGUAUCCCAGAAGGACCCCCCCGUGCUUGCAGGAUCUCCCGAGUUCCUGGCUCCUGAACUGGUCCGGAGGCUGAGUGUGGGUGUUCCUGCUGACUACUGGAGUCUGGGCGUGCUGAUCUACGUCCUGGUCAGCGGUCGAUCUCCCUUCCUCGGCGUCUCCCCUGAGGCGACCUGCAGAAACAUCCUGUCAGGAGAAGUGCGGUUCCCCGUGGAGCACUUCGCCUCAGUCACGGACGAGGCUUGCGAACUCACCCGCGAUCUCCUGGUCCAUGACCCUGCAGAGCGCCCGGACCUCAGUCGGGUCCUGGCUCACCCCUGGUUCAAUAUGAAAGAGUGCGAGAGUGUCCUGCCCAUCCAGAGCCUGGCGGAUUUCAGCUUCAGGAGGUCGAAAGUUACUACGUCGACUCAAGAAGUCACUCCUCACUCCCGACACUUCAGCACUUCCACUUAAUAAUUGAAAACUGAUAGUCAACAAUUAAUAAUUAUUCAUUAACUCCACAGUCAGUUACAACAAUGAUGUUAUGGGGACAGCGAUGCCCUGAUUGUUAAAUGACACUCUUAAACAGGAAAAAUAACAAGUAUACAUGCAGUUGUAACCUCGAUAAAGGGAUACAAGUAUCUGUAAAUAAUAUAUAAAAUAUAUAUCAAUUAAAACACGUUUUAUUAAAUAGUAUAGACUGAAUAUAAAUAAUAUUUUUCAACAAUGACAACAGGAUAUAAUGAGGCUAAAUUUCAGAACGCAAGUCUUAAUUACCUUUAUGUUUUUUUCCCUUUCCUCAAAUAAAUAAACUAUAAACAGCACUGUAUAAAGCACACAUGAUAAAUCAAAGGAACUUAGAAAUUACGUUGUAGGUUAGCACUAUGUUAACUAGUUUAGGAUUAAUGUUAUAUUUCAUAUUUAUGCAAUCUUACUGCCACAACUAGUU
Molecule: messenger RNA, 3025 nt
Organism: Penaeus indicus
Lineage: Eukaryota; Metazoa; Arthropoda; Malacostraca; Decapoda; Penaeidae
Product: proteoglycan 4-like
Exons: 10
Coding region: 1-2550 (849 amino acids)
Biological process (GO): protein phosphorylation
Molecular function (GO): protein kinase activity; ATP binding
Source: RefSeq, a predicted model, not a curated record